CCCCUGUCUACCCCAGCCCCGGUCACCCUUUCCACGCCGACCCCGAUCACGCCGUCUACCCUGAGCCGCACGCCGCUGUACUCCCCCUCGUCGCCGUCAUCUUCCGGAAGUUCGACGCCGAACUCUUCCUCUCCUCCCUCCAACUCGUCGAUAUCGACCGGAAUGGUGGUCGGGAUUGAAAUCGGAGGAGUAUUUGGCAACAAUGAAGCCAGUUGCUACGCACUUCCACCGCAACCUGGCCCCAAAGGAAGGCAAGCUAAGCAUGUUGAAGAAUGUUAACUUUUGCCCAAGUGUUCUUGACGAUUUCAUGUACUCACUUUGGACAAGCUUAACUCCUUAUUGGCUUGGUGGAAAUACGAGUUCUUGGGCUUGUUUUGGACUAGAAGAGCUGAUAUUUCACAUGGUUUACUUAGGAGCUCAAGAGGGAGUCCAGAAGCUAGUUUUUCAGGACGAUCAAUAUGCUAGAUCAACACUGGAAAAGCUUCUAGAAUUGUUGAAGUAUGGAAACCGAUUUGAGAAGGGACUA
This is a messenger RNA of Linum tenue, 526 nucleotides long. The record is from the annotation of a GenBank genome assembly. Lineage: Eukaryota; Viridiplantae; Streptophyta; Magnoliopsida; Malpighiales; Linaceae.